UUGCCUUCACGAACACGCCAGCGCCGACUCCUCCCGGCCCUUCGACGUGGCUCUUUCCCUCUCUCUCUGUUCGACAGUGUGCCCCCGUGUGGUUCCUCUCAGAUAAGGGAGCUUCGUCCAGGAGACACGCGCGCCAGUCGAUCCCUCGCGCCAAAGGAAAAGAUCACGUGACCCGCCAGGGAAAAAAAAGCGGAAAGUUACAUUUGGACGUUUCAAGUUUCCACAACACACAGGAUGUACAGUGCAAGCAAGGCGGCGACGACGGCGCUGGCGGUGGCGCUGGCGGUGGCGCUGGCGGUCGUGAGCGUCGGAGCCGAUUCCUCGCCGUCGCAGUAUGAGCUCCCGUCCAACGCCACGGUGGUCAACGGAGGACCCAUCGUCACGGGCUUCAGCUGCGACGGCCUCAAGUACGGAUACUACGCGGAUCUGAACAACGGGUGCAGAGUGUUCCAUAUCUGUUAUCCUUAUCUCGAUGCUGAAGAGUUUCUGCGUACAAGGAUGUUCUCGUUCAUCUGCGGUCUCGGGACGGUGUUCAACCAGGUGACCCUCGUCUGCGACUUCCCCAACGACUCCAUCCCUUGCGAGGACUCUCCGAACUACUACGACUCGUCCAACGGGCAGUUCGGCCUCAGGGACGUCAACUUCAACGAGUAACCAGCGCAGAAAGGCUAAAAGUGUAUAGUUCUUGGCUUUAAGACGUGUAGGUGGUAGGCCUAGGCUAUAGCAGUAGUGGUUGAACCUUGGGUCGGGCACGCAGAGCGGCUGUAUGCCCUGUGGUUGUGCUUGAGAUGCCUCUGGAGAUAUGUUUGAGUGUUAGAUAUGUGCAUGUGUAAGUAUGCAUGUGUAUAUAUGUGUGUAUAUAUAUAUGCAUAUAUAUACAUAUAUAUAAUACACACACACACAUAUAUAUAUACUUAUAUGCAUAUGUAUAUAUAUAUACUUAUAUGAAUAUAUAUAUAUAUAUAUAAUACACACACACAUAUACAUAUGCACACGCACACACACACCACAUAUACGAUAUACAUAUAACACUUGUAAGUAAAUAUACGUACACACACACACACACACACGCACACAUACACACACACACACACACACACACACACACACACACACACACACACACACACACACACACACACACACACACA
Molecule: messenger RNA, 1151 nt
Organism: Penaeus indicus
Lineage: Eukaryota; Metazoa; Arthropoda; Malacostraca; Decapoda; Penaeidae
Product: U-scoloptoxin(01)-Cw1a-like
Exons: 4
Coding region: 235-654 (139 amino acids)
Cellular component (GO): extracellular region
Molecular function (GO): chitin binding
Source: RefSeq, a predicted model, not a curated record